GUGUGUGUGUGUGUGUGUGUGUGUGUGUGUGUGUGUGUGUGUGUGUGUGUGUGUGUGUGUGUUGAGUGCAGGAAUCUGUCGGUAACAUUUGUGUGUGUUUAGCGGCGGGUUUUCUGCUCUACAACAUGGAAACGUUUAAUAAACUAAAACAGUUUGACGCUUAUCCCAAAACUCUGGAGGAUUUCCGAGUGAAAACGUGGGGAGGAGCGACCGUGACGAUCAUCAGCGGGAUCAUCAUGUUGAUCCUGUUCGUCUCCGAGCUGCAGUAUUAUCUCACUAAAGAGGUUCACCCUGAGCUGUACGUGGACACGUCGCGAGGAGACAAACUCAAAAUCAACGUAGACGUGCUUUUCCCUCACAUGCCCUGCGCCUAUCUCAGUAUAGAUGCGAUGGACGUGGCCGGCGAGCAGCAGCUGGACGUUGAACACAAUCUGUUCAAACAGCGGCUGGACAAAGACCUGAAGCCUGUCACCAACGAGGCAGAAAAACACGAUCUCGGUACGGCGGACGAUGGGAAAACGUUCGACCCGAGUUCACUCGACCCAAACAGAUGUGAGAGCUGCUAUGGAGCGGAGACUGAAGACCUGAAAUGCUGUAACACGUGUGAUGAUGUUCGGGAGGCGUACCGGAGGCGCGGCUGGGCUUUUAAGAACGCCGACACCAUCGUUCAGUGUAAGAGAGAAGGAUUCACGCAGAAGAUGCAGGAGCAGAAGAACGAGGGCUGCCAGGUGUACGGCUUCCUGGAGGUCAACAAGGUUGCGGGAAACUUCCACUUUGCUCCAGGAAAGAGUUUCCAGCAGUCUCACGUCCACGUGCACGCUGUGGAAAUUCACGACCUGCAGAGUUUCGGCUUAGACAACAUAAACAUGACCCACCUGAUAAAACACCUCUCGUUCGGGAAAGAUUACCCCGGCAUCGUGAACCCUCUGGACGACACGGACGUCAACGCACCUCAAGCAUCAAUGAUGUACCAGUAUUUUGUGAAAAUCGUCCCUACCAUCUACGUAAAAACUGACGGAGAGGUGGUUAAAACAAACCAGUUCUCCGUCACCAGACACGAGAAAGUGGCCAACGGGCUGAUAGGAGACCAGGGGCUGCCGGGCGUCUUUGUUUUAUACGAACUGUCACCUAUGAUGGUUAAAUUCACAGAGAAACACAG
Molecule: messenger RNA, 1159 nt
Organism: Gymnodraco acuticeps
Lineage: Eukaryota; Metazoa; Chordata; Actinopteri; Perciformes; Bathydraconidae
Gene: ergic3
Product: ERGIC and golgi 3
Biological process (GO): endoplasmic reticulum to Golgi vesicle-mediated transport; retrograde vesicle-mediated transport, Golgi to endoplasmic reticulum
Cellular component (GO): endoplasmic reticulum; Golgi membrane; endoplasmic reticulum membrane
Source: RefSeq, a predicted model, not a curated record